Molecule: messenger RNA, 1344 nt
Organism: Cyprinus carpio (common carp)
Lineage: Eukaryota; Metazoa; Chordata; Actinopteri; Cypriniformes; Cyprinidae
Product: CMRF35-like molecule 9
Exons: 9
Coding region: 1-1119 (372 amino acids)
Source: RefSeq, a predicted model, not a curated record
AUGACUGUAAUCAAACAGGACCAGGACAGAGGGAGGACAAGUGUGUUUCUGAAUUGUCCUUAUGCUGAAGGAUAUGAAAACUCCGACAAAUACUUCUAUAAAGGACUUUUAAGAGAUAAUAAUCUUAUACUAAAAUCUGACGGAGGAGCAUCAUCAGUGUCUGAAGGCAGAUUCUCUCUGCGGGACGAUCAUCAGAAGAGAUUAUUUACGCUGACCAUCAGAAACCUGAGUCUGACAGAUGCUGGAGAGUACACCUGUGGAGCUGGACGGUGGGGAGAUUAUAAACUAAUCAAGCUGAAUGUGAUCAGAGCUCCACAGAAAACAAGACCUGUCCAGAUCUCAACCAGCACCCUUCACUCGUACACACACAUCAGCACUGACCACAGCAGCACAGCUCCACAGAAAACAAGACCUGUCCAGAUCUCAACCAGCACCCUUCACUCGUACACACACACCAGCACUGACCACAGCAGCACAGCUACACAGAAAACAAGACCUGUCCAGAUCUCAACCAGCACCCUUCACUCGUACACACACACCAGCACUGACCACAGCAGCACAGUGACACCUCAAACAGAAAGAGAGACAACAAGAUUAAUGACAGGAAGUACUGCAGUUCAACUCAAUCAGCCAAAAGUCAAAACUGCUCCGGGUCUGUCUUCUGUCGCUGGCGGUCUGGGUUCGGUUCUGCUGGUUCUGGUUCUGUGUUCUGGAAUGUUCCUCAUCCUGAAAAAGAGGAAGAGGAAAUCUGGGACAGCUUUAUUUCUGCAGAAUGUGCAGCACAAUACGGAGGCUGAGUUUAUGUAUGAGGAGAUUCCAAACAGUGAUGUCAUCGCCACAGCAUCUCCAUCCAAUCAGACGCCUGCAUCACACCUCAACUCCCGCCCACAAGACUCUGCUGUUUAUGCUACAGUAACCAAACAGCAACCUGAUUCAAACCCCCAUCAAGCCCAAUCGACCAAUCAGGUGACGGAUACAGACUGUGAUUAUUAUGCCAAUAUGAAGCCGCCUGAACCAACAACAGACAACAGAAUCGAACUGAUCUACUCAACAGUGACACGUCCACAAAACAUCGAGACUAACGACAGCCUAAUAUAUUCAGUGAUCAAACAUAAAUAAUAAAAGACUCCCAAAACUUCUGACAUGUGCACUGAUGUGCAAAGUGAAAAAAAAAAAAAAAAAUGGUGGUACAAGCAACAUAUCUUUAAUGAAUUAAUAUCUUGCCAGUUUUCUGAGUUUUUAUUAGUAUUUUAUAAACUGUAUAAUGUUACUAACAAAAAAAGUUACUUAAAAUAAAAUAUGAUGCAAACUUGUGAAAAUAAUAAAAAACAAAUUAUGUGAAAA